AUGAACUCCCUGAACAUCCUCUCGUCGCGAGUCAUCGGCCAGGCCACUUCGAGCAAUUCGUCGCGGGCCCGAUCCCACUCGCAGGGCCAUGUCCUCAACCCGCGAGGAGGCCUGGCCGCCAGCAGCAGAUCCUACAGCGACGGCAACAUCAACGUACACCAGCACCUGACGCAGACCGAUGGCGCCCGCGGGGACCAGGAGGACCAGGAGGAGGAGCUUGAGGCCGGCGGCGAGGUGCUGUCGCUGCUGACGGUCGAGGACGCUGACCAGAAGCCGGGGCUGGCGCAGGACUCAGCAGCGUCGACAGCGGCCGGCAUGGUGAUGCUGCCCCUAACCCAGCGGUUCUUGGGCGCCCUGCUCGAGACGCUCAAGACGAUCCUCUCGAUCUUUGCCUCGCCUGCCGUCUAUCUCGGGCGUCGGUUCUACUCUACUGACGGCCGGUUCUCGCUCGUUGAGCCUGUGAGGUCACUACGUCAGGGCGCCAGCAGCGCCAGCAGCACCACCCCUGGCAACAGCACCAGCAACAGCAACAGCAGCCAGAGGAACAGAAGGGAUAGCGCAUACUCCAGCAGUAGGCCGGAUAGGGUCUCAAAGAGGCUGUCCAGGGGCUCUCAGAAGCUGCGGAACUCUCUGUCGUCCGAGUCGCUGUACUCCAAUACCUCCGAAUCAGAGACUGACCGGGCCCUGGGCGAGCCUGGCGUGCGCAGCCGGCAUUCACGGCGGAAAUCCAGCCUGGCCACGACAGACAACGAUGAAGGGACCCCCCGGCGCUCGAUCCGGAUCAAGAUACAGAACGAGAGCAAGCAGAACCGUGAGCAGAGACACGCAAAGGCCAGGUCUUCCCGGCGCGGUGACGCCGGCAGCAACGCCAGCGGUGCGUCUGGCAAUGCCGGUAUGGACGGCAACCCGGUGGCAGACAGCUUGAAAUCGCCCGUCUCUCAAGCCGCACGCAAGCUGACAAGAUACCCUCAUGCUCCUACGCCCCCCAGGCCGUUGGUCCCUCGCCGUCAGCCAUCCUAUCUCUUCGGGGCGCCCCCUCCUCGCGCGCCCCAGAAGACGCUCAUCCUCGACCUCGACGAAACCCUCAUCCACUCUCUCUCCAAAGGCGGCCGCAUGUCAAGCGGACACAUGGUCGAAGUCAAGCUCUCCAUGCCCAUGGCCUCUGCAGGCUCCCCCGGAGCGGCACCUACAAUCGUCGGCCCCCAGCAUCCUAUCCUCUACUACGUCCACAAACGCCCUCACUGCGACGCCUUUCUACGCAAGGUAUGCCAGUGGUAUAAGCUAGUCAUCUUCACGGCCAGCGUGCAGGAAUACGCCGACCCGGUCAUCGACUGGCUCGAGCAGGAACGCAAGUUCUUCCAUAGCAGAUACUACCGCCAGCACUGCACUAUACGCAACGGCGCUUAUAUCAAGGAUCUCAGCUCCGUCGAGCCAGAUCUAAGUAAAGUCAUGAUCUUGGAUAACAGUCCAAUGAGUUAUAUAUUUCACGAAGAUAAUGCAAUUCCUAUCGAAGGCUGGAUCAACGACCCUACAGACAACGACCUCCUUCACCUGAUCCCCAUUCUCGAAGCAAUGCAGCAUGUAACUGAUGUCCGGGCCCUGCUGGCCCUUCGUCGAGGCGAAGCUGGAAGCUAG
Molecule: messenger RNA, 1635 nt
Organism: Nannizzia gypsea CBS 118893
Lineage: Eukaryota; Fungi; Ascomycota; Eurotiomycetes; Onygenales; Arthrodermataceae
Product: nuclear envelope morphology protein 1
Exons: 2
Coding region: 1-1635 (544 amino acids)
Molecular function (GO): protein serine/threonine phosphatase activity
Source: RefSeq, a predicted model, not a curated record